Pungitius pungitius (ninespine stickleback) is the source of this 4534-nucleotide messenger RNA. It is a transcript of the gene ppp1r3aa, whose product is annotated as protein phosphatase 1, regulatory subunit 3Aa. Gene Ontology annotation, cellular component: protein phosphatase type 1 complex. Gene Ontology annotation, molecular function: glycogen binding; protein phosphatase 1 binding. The transcript has 4 exons. The record is from RefSeq and is a predicted model, not a curated record. Gene Ontology annotation, biological process: regulation of glycogen biosynthetic process. Lineage: Eukaryota; Metazoa; Chordata; Actinopteri; Perciformes; Gasterosteidae. Bases 11 to 3790 code for a protein of 1259 amino acids.
CUCGCACGUUAUGGAUGUUCUGCACAUCCCACCCUCGGAAGAGGAAGAGGAGGCUAUGGAGGUGGAAAGCGAAGGAAAUGGGGAGCAGGGAGAGGGGGGAAAGGAAGCCUCAUCUCCGAUGGGUUCCUCCACAGACGAGGAAACGGACGAGGACUCCGAACCGGAGCCCCCACAGGUCACCCGGAGGAAGGUGUCCUUCGCAGAUGCGUUCGGCCUAAACCUGGUGUCGGUCAAGGAGUUCGACAACCCUGAGGUGGCGGUGGAGUUGGAAGUCAAUCGGCCCACCAAGAACGAGGCCACCCGUCCCCCGGUGGAGUUCUACGUGUCCUGUCUGUUUGCAGUUCCCUCAACCCCAGAGGAGCUGGACCAGAGGCUGCAGGAGCAGAUGGUUGAGCUCGAAAGCAUCGAGCUCCUGCCGGGAACCACCACGCUCCGCGGCACCGUCAGGGUGGUCAACCUCUGCUACCAUAAAUCCGUCUAUGCCCGGAUGUCCCUGGACCGCUGGACCAGCUACUUUGACCUGUCAGCGGAGUACGUGCCCGGAUCUAGCGAUUGGAAAACCGACAGGUUCACCUUCCGGCACACUCUGGUGCCUCCUUUCGAACGAGAGGGGACCCGAGUGGAGCUGUGUCUGCGCUAUGAGACUUCAGUGGGCACCUUUUGGGCUAAUUGCAAGGAGAUGAACUAUGUGCUGUACUGCCACCAGAAGCGACACGUGAAGGAGCAUGAGGUGCAGGUCCAGGAGGAGAGCAUCGGCUGCCAGGGCAAGAGGAGCUGUCUCAAAGCCAACAGGAGGGGAUGUGCAGAGGAAAAGACCAGGAAGAGCAGUAAAAGAUCAACAGCUGUUGCAGACGCCACACUUACAGCAGAGGAGGCUGACAGGGGGAGCAGCUCGGAUGUACAGCCCUCGCUUUGCUGGGAGGGACACAAACCUUUGGUGGAAAGCAUAAAAAGCAGAAACAGAGCAGAGCGAAUGGCACGUGUGCAGGGCUACCUCUCCCAAAGGGGGCAGCCAGCAUCAAAGGCUCACUCCCAGGACUCAGCCAAUGGCCAGAAGGCUUCUCAGCCUUUGUCAACUCUGUGGGGCCGCUCCCCAGGCUUCGCUCACAAACACCACAAGAAACACUCCGUAGAGAGUCCACAGGUGCUCACCUACCACCAGAUCCCUCUGCUCACACUGGACUGGAACAAUGACAAAGCCCGUAAGUCGGGGGCUGCUGACAUGGCGGGUGACAUCUACACUGCAAGAGCUAAAAUGAACUCGUCACAAACGCCACAGGAAAAAAUAGCGGACACACCUCCCGCCAGUGAUACGUGGGGGACCUUUAGCAACGGUGCAGAUGAUACCACUGAUAAAAAAAGCUCUGUGUGCAAUGCGUGGCAGGCGUCUGUUAACGGGCUGAGCUGCACGGAGCGUUCGGGUGUUCCGGAGUCGGAGUGGCUGCAGACAGCAGCGUCGGUGUCUCCCUCAAAUGAAGAGGAGCCCAACGCCCGACGUGUAGCGAGCAGUCCGGAGCAUGAAUGUCAGGCGGGCACAGAGGCCCACACCCCAGAAUCAUGUCAGCCGCUGUCGGAUGCUCGCCAAACAGCGUUGGCCCAGGGCGCCGUGGACGCCGAAGACAUGACCACAGAGUCUCAGAAUGCCGCCGCGGCGGAUAAGAUCUCGCGGGGAGCGCGGGCGGAUGAGGGUUAUUCUCCGCGCAGGGACGGGGAGGUCAGAGGUGCCGCACACAAUGCGAUGGAUAACACCGUGGCAUUUAGGGGGACAAUCCGAAGGGAGACGAGGGAUGGGGGGAGGUUUGUCUUCUCCGCGUCCAGGCAGGGAACGGAGGAAAGGAGUAUGGAAAGCAGAGGAGCUGCCGAUGAGGAGAUAUCUAGGCCGCGGAAAACAGUGGAGUGCAACAUCUCCCAGAGGUGUGCAGAUGAAGAGCAACGAGAGGAAGAUCCAUUGCAGGCAAAUGAGAGUGAUAGAAAUGAGGUAAGACCUGCAAAGACAAAUGCAGAUGAAUCCAAUUCCAGCCAAACGUAUGUCAGGCAAAGCCAAAACAUGGCAGCUGAAUUCAAAUGGGAGGAAUCAGAGAGGGAGGAUGUUGCGUCAAAUAACAAAGACUUUGGAGUAUCCAAACAGACAGAGGUGGAACCUUGCUCUUGUACAGCAAUCAAUGAAAUAAAUACACUAACUGGUGUAGAAGAGGGAAUUAUUCAGGUGUUAAAUGAGGACCAUCAUGACAAAGCGUUAAAACACAAUUCAUCAUGGAAGACGGGAAACCCGUCAAUAAUAUCGGGAGUACAUAAUAAACAGACGGGGUCGAUCAAAGCAGGGGAACAGGAGAGCAUCGAUCAAUCAGAGGACUCAACCGUGACUCCAGUGCAGGGAAAUGCAGUGGAAUCUGAAACAGAAGAAGACGCUUUAGUCUCAAAUCAGACCGAGGAAGGAAAAGGUUUAAGUGAUCGGGGAAUAAUUGCAAAGCAACUGAGAAUAACAGCGGAAUCAAGGGAAAUUAAAAAGGUCUUUCAAGGUGACCAUGAUGCAUUCAGACAUUCUCUAACAGACAAAUGCAGCCAAAAGCCUGUGGAGGUGGCACAAAUGAGAUGGACUCAUUCCCAGGACGAUACGAAGGGUCCCAGCCAGGAUGGAGGCCGUGAAACAACCCCGGAAGAAGUGAAUUCGAAGAAAGACACUUCAGCGGAGCUUGAACACCAACCUGAGACAUUAAAAAGAAGAAAAGGAGAUAUGACCCGGAGAGACGGGGAUGAUAGCGUGAGUAUUGGAAAGCUGGAAAUAGAAGUACCGGGGGAGUUGAUGGGAAAUGCGGAGAUUGCUCGGGGGGAGACGGAGAAUGCGGCGGCUGAAUUGAAAGAACAUGAGAUGUCAGCAGAAGUUGAGAGCUCUUCACGUGUUGAAUAUAAAAAAUUGUCAGUGGGAACAAAAGACCCCAUUACAGCCGAAAGUGCUACGGCCCUCGAGGCGAGAGACUCUGGACGGGAGGAGGUGUUCAUGGAGAGAUUCGGAGACGAUUUGGUCAGGAGGAUUUGGGAGGAGGUGUUCCGUCGGUACGAACGGCCCGCUAGUAAAGACACAGACAUUGUUGAUGGGGCGGGGGGGGCGCUGGCCGAUGCACCCGAUAUUGCACAAGAUUGCCGUCCUCCGUCUGAGGAAGACUUCAACGAUGCAUUUGAGUCAGGCGCUCUUUCCUCAACCCAUCUGCCAACGGAUCAAAACGUAAGCGCCUGUCAAGGCCUACAGACGACUUCGGCCGCUAAGGGAACGGCACGCCCCCCUAAAGAGACGCGCCGGUCACUCGCCACAACGGCGGAGCAGACUCACUUUCUCUCAGCACCUCAGACAGAUUUGAAUUCGAGAGGCAACCUCGGUCGAGAUUUCGCCCCCGUUUUGGCUGCUCAGUCAUUGAGCGAAUCAGCCGGAGGCUCUCCGAGGGAUCGGGAGAGCUGCACUCGAGUCAAGGAGGAAACAGUGAGACCGAAAGAAGACCCGUUGGUCCCCAACCGGGAGGGUUGGAGGCCGUCGGGCCGCACGUCUCACAAACGUCCGAGCGGCGCCGGCGACGCGUCGAGAGAGCCCAGUGGCGUUCCGUGGAGGAGCGUGUUCAGCGCCCUCGGCCAAUUCACCAGACUUGUGAUCUGCAUCCUCCUGGUCGCCGGGUUCUCCCUCGUGGUUUUCCUGUCGGAUUUCCAAGCGCUCUUGGCGCUCUACGCAGUUUCGUCGUGCUGGUGGUUUUAUGAGUGGAAGCUACAUCGAGUGACGAAAGGCAAAGGGGUGGCGGGGUAGGCAGAGGGUCUAGAGAGAGGGCGGAAUCCGCUGCGGGAAGCUUUUUUUUUUUUAAAGUCAGCGCUUCACUCAGCCCUCAGCCGUCGUACAUCGACUUUCUGUUCGUUUGGGCCGGCGCGCCAUUGUGAAAAUGAUUGGAAGCUACAGAAAUGCAGUCAAACUAAAUUAUACCCGCAGCACGAGUGUGUGUUUGGUUUGGUGUUUUUUUUUUCCGGUUCUGGUGGUUCCAGCAUUUCUUUACUAGUGACCCCAAACCUCCUGCUUGUGACCCAUUGUCACUUGUUGAAAGUCUACAGAUUAUUGCCAGUUCAUCCAAAGAAAGAUUUUCUUCUUUUAAACAAUAAGAGGAAAACACACUUUGAUGUUGUUAUUUGUACAUCAUGUACAUCUUGGCCCUUUGAAUAUUACUUGCGUCGCAUCAUGGUGAUUGGUCCCAACCAAUCAACAAGAAAACAUUUAUUUUAAAGAAAGCUUGAAUUAAUUUGAUCGACUCAACAUUAAAAUUAAAAUAAUAGAUUUACUUUCUGUUGAAUGUGUACUUAAUGCUCUUUUAUUGUUAUAAUUAUAUCUAUGAUGUGUGUAUAUUUGCAGUGUUUUAUGGGCCCAAUAUCACUUUAUGCACCAAAUGGAAAGAAGUGAGUACGUGUUGAUUAUUAUAGGCAAAGGGUGUCUGCAAUAGUGGCAUCGGAGAUGUAUAAUGUUUAUAUUUCCUUGCUUUUCGUCAUUAAAAAAAACCUUGAAACA